AUGAGCGCACCUUCUUUCAACUCGUCCGAGCCCAAGGGCGGAGACACCCUCCUCGUAGAUGUCAACGCUCAAUAUGCUGGGUUUGAAUACCACUACACGUACAUAAUGUUCUGCGGCUUCAUUGUCUGGCUGAUCAUUCCGGGCAUCGGUCUGCUCUAUGGUGGUCUGGCUCGCCGCAAGUCUGCUUUGACACUUCUCUUCCAGAGUUUGAUGGUUGCAGCCGUCACGACGUUCCAGUGGAUGUUCUGGGGAUACUCUCUUGCAUACUCGAGGACCGCUGGACCUUUCAUUGGAGAUCUUGCCAACUUUGGAAUGAAGAAUGUAAUGGCUGCUCCAUCGCCAGGAAGCGCUGUGCUUCCUGAGAUUGUGUUCUGUUUGUACCAACUCUUGUUCUGUGCUUGCACUGUACAGAUCGUGAUCGGUGGUGCCUUUGAGCGUGGUCGCAUCGUUCCCUCCCUCAUCUUUGCCUUCUUCUGGGCAACAAUCGUCUACUGUCCCAUCGCAUGCUGGACUUGGAACGCAAACGGGUGGUUGUUCAACCUCCCCGCUCUUGACUUCGCUGGAGGUGGACCUGUACACAUCGCUUCAGGCUGGUCAGCACUCGCGUAUGCCUUCGUCCUCGGCAAGCGAACUAUCCCAGGAGAAGGCAAAAGUCACAGUCGUCCUCACAACACGACACUUGUCUUUCUCGGCACCGUCCUCAUUUGGUUCGGAUGGUUUGGCUUCAACGGUGGAAGUGCUCUCAAUGCUUCAGUCCGUGCUAUGCUUGCUGGAUUCAACACCAAUACCGCUGCCAGCUUUGGUAUUCUUGGGUGGACACUCGUCGACUACUUCAAGAACGGCAAGAAAUUCAGCAUUGUUGGCGCUUGCGAAGGUGCUAUUGCUGGUCUUGUUGGGAUCACGCCUGCCGCUGGAUACGUUGGUGUCUGGCUUGCCGCUGUGAUUGGUUUCGUCACUGCUGCCGUUUGCGCUCUUCUCCAGGACUUGAACACCUGGCUCCAUAUCGACGAGGGGCUUGACGUAUUCAAACUCCACGGUAUCGGCGGAAUGGUUGGCAGUUUCUUGACUGGUAUCUUCGCUUCCGAGACCAUCUCCAUGCUCGACGGCGCAACAUCUGCUCCGGGUGGUAUCGAUGGUAAUGGAAUCCAGGUUGGACGACAAUUCGCCGAGAUCACUGCUAUCAGUGCAUACUCGUUCAUCGUCUCUGCCAUUCUCCUCUACAUCUUGAAAUAUAUCCCCGGCAUGCAUUUGCGAGUAUCUGAGGAGGCUGAGUUGAACGGCUUGGAUCUCGAUCAGUUUUUUGAAGAGCAGAUUGGUGAUUGGAGUGGGUUUGAGCAGAAUCGCUUGCAGUUUGACAUCAGCUCACCAACAACACCUCCUGUCCAGGAAGUUCCGGAGGCGAUUGAUGGUGUGGAAAAGAAGGCUUGA
Messenger RNA from Cadophora gregata, 1428 nucleotides. RefSeq lists its product as uncharacterized. The record is from RefSeq and is a predicted model, not a curated record. The coding region runs from base 1 to 1428 and encodes 475 amino acids. Gene Ontology annotation, biological process: ammonium transmembrane transport. Gene Ontology annotation, molecular function: ammonium channel activity. The transcript is spliced from 3 exons. NCBI's taxonomy places the organism in Eukaryota, Fungi, Ascomycota, Leotiomycetes, Helotiales, Ploettnerulaceae. Gene Ontology annotation, cellular component: plasma membrane.